Messenger RNA from Manis pentadactyla (Chinese pangolin), 7143 nucleotides. RefSeq names its product N-alpha-acetyltransferase 15, NatA auxiliary subunit (gene NAA15). The transcript has 18 exons. Gene Ontology annotation, molecular function: protein binding; protein-N-terminal amino-acid acetyltransferase activity. The coding region runs from base 820 to 3042 and encodes 740 amino acids. The record is from RefSeq and is a predicted model, not a curated record. Lineage: Eukaryota; Metazoa; Chordata; Mammalia; Pholidota; Manidae. Gene Ontology annotation, cellular component: cytoplasm; NatA complex. Gene Ontology annotation, biological process: N-terminal peptidyl-methionine acetylation.
AUUAGAUUGGGGUGUCUUGAGCUAUAAGGCAGCACUUUGGGAGGCAGACGUUUUAGAUCCUUCUUAGCAUUAACUCCAAAGAUUAUUCUUUUGAAAUUGAAUAACAAUAAUUGUCUUCAUUUCAGGAACAUUUUUAUAUACCCAUGAUAUUGCAACAUUUUACCUAUUUACGGAUAAAUGGGACUUGUCUUUUAAAAUACAGUAGUCUCCUCUUCUUCAGGGUUUCCCUUUCCAAGGUUUCAGUUACCCAAGAUAAACUACAGUCCAAAUACCAUCAGAAGGUCAACAGUAGCCUAAUGCUGUGUCAUAAUGCCUAUGUCAUUUCACCUCACUUCAUCUUAUCAUAUAUAUAGGCAUUUUAUUAUCUCAUUUUCAUAAGAAGGGUGAGGUUAGCACAAUAAGAUAUUUCGAGAGAGACCUACAAUCACAUAACUUUUAUUAUUUAUACUGUUAUAUUGUUAUAAUUGUUCUGUUUUAUUAUUAGUUACUGUUGACAAUUUAUUCGUCAACUCAUACAAACUUCUGUCUGUAUUAAAGAUGUUAAACAUCAACAACUCUUAUCAUUUCUUUGCCUAAUACAGUUGUUCCCCCCCUUAUCUGUGGUUUUGCUUUUCACAGUUUCAGUUACCCACAAUCCACCGUGGUCUGGAAGCAGAUGAUAUUCUUUGUCAAGUAUCAUCAGAAGGUUGGCAUGUUUAUGGCCUACUUCAGAGGUCAGACAAGAAAUAUGAUGAAGCCAUUAAGUGUUACAGAAAUGCGCUAAAGUGGGAUAAAGACAAUCUUCAAAUCUUAAGGGACCUUUCUUUACUACAGAUUCAAAUGCGAGAUCUUGAGGGUUAUAGGGAAACGAGAUAUCAAUUACUUCAGCUUCGACCUGCACAGAGAGCAUCAUGGAUUGGUUAUGCUAUUGCUUACCAUUUAUUAGAAGAUUAUGAAAUGGCAGCAAAGAUUUUAGAAGAAUUUAGGAAAACACAACAGACAUCUCCUGAUAAAGUGGAUUAUGAAUAUAGUGAACUCCUUUUAUAUCAGAAUCAAGUUCUUCGGGAAGCAGGUCUCUAUAGAGAAGCCCUUGAACAUCUUUGUACCUAUGAAAAGCAGAUUUGUGAUAAACUUGCUGUAGAAGAAACCAAAGGGGAACUUCUGUUGCAAUUAUGUCGUUUGGAAGAUGCAGCUGAUGUUUAUAGGGGGUUACAAGAGAGAAAUCCUGAAAACUGGGCCUAUUACAAAGGUUUGGAAAAAGCACUCAAUCCAGCUAAUAUGUUAGAACGACUAAAAAUUUAUGAGGAGGCCUGGACUAAAUAUCCAAGGGGGCUGGUUCCAAGAAGACUGCCAUUAAACUUUCUAUCUGGUGAGAAGUUUAAAGAGUGUUUGGAUAAGUUUCUGAGGAUGAACUUCAGCAAGGGUUGUCCACCAGUCUUCAAUACUUUGAGGUCAUUAUACAAAGAUAAAGAAAAGGUGGCAAUCAUAGAAGAAUUAGUAGUAGGUUAUGAAACCUCUCUAAAAAGCUGCCGAUUAUUUCACCCCAAUGAUGAUGGAAAAGAGGAGCCACCAACCACAUUACUUUGGGUCCAGUACUACUUGGCACAGCAUUAUGACAAAAUUGGUCAGCCGUCUAUUGCUCUGGAAUACAUAAAUACUGCUAUUGAAAGUACACCUACAUUGAUAGAACUCUUUCUUGUGAAAGCUAAAAUCUAUAAGCAUGCUGGGAAUAUUAAAGAAGCUGCGAGGUGGAUGGAUGAGGCUCAGGCCUUGGACACAGCAGACAGAUUUAUCAACUCCAAAUGUGCAAAAUAUAUGCUAAAAGCCAAUCUGAUAAAAGAGGCUGAAGAAAUGUGCUCAAAAUUUACAAGGGAAGGAACAUCAGCGGUAGAGAAUUUGAAUGAAAUGCAAUGCAUGUGGUUCCAGACAGAAUGUGCCCAGGCUUAUAAGGCAAUGAAUAAAUUUGGUGAAGCACUUAAGAAAUGUCAUGAGAUUGAGAGACAUUUUAUAGAAAUCACUGAUGACCAGUUUGACUUUCAUACAUACUGUAUGAGGAAGAUUACUCUUAGAUCAUAUGUGGACUUACUAAAACUAGAAGAUGUACUUCGACAGCAUCCAUUUUACUUCAAGGCAGCAAGAAUUGCUAUAGAGAUCUAUUUGAAGCUUCAUGACAACCCCCUUACAGAUGAGAAUAAAGAACAUGAAGCUGAUACAGCAAACAUGUCUGACAAAGAGCUAAAGAAACUACGUAAUAAACAAAGAAGAGCUCAAAAGAAAGCCCAGUUAGAAGAAGAGAAAAAAAAUGCAGAAAAAGAAAAGCAGCAAAGAAAUCAGAAAAAGAAGAAGGAUGAUGAUGAUGAGGAAAUUGGAGGUCCAAAAGAGGAACUUAUCCCAGAGAAACUGGCCAAGGUUGAAACUCCAUUGGAAGAAGCUAUUAAAUUUUUAACACCGUUGAAGAACUUGGUGAAGAACAAGAUAGAAACUCAUCUUUUUGCCUUUGAGAUUUACUUUAGGAAAGAAAAGUUUCUUUUGAUGCUACAAUCAGUAAAGAGGGCAUUUGCUAUUGAUUCUAGUCAUCCCUGGCUUCAUGAGUGUAUGAUUCGACUCUUUAGUACUGCAGUGUGUGAAAGUAAAGAUUUACCUGAUACAGUUAGAACAGUAUUAAAACAAGAAAUGAAUCGUCUUUUUGGAGCAACAAAUCCAAAGAAUUUCAAUGAAACUUUUCUGAAAAGGAAUUCUGAUUCAUUGCCACACAGAUUAUCAGCUGCCAAAAUGGUAUAUUAUUUGGAUCCUUCUAGUCAGAAGCGAGCUGUAGAGUUGGCAACAACACUUGACGAAUCCCUCACUAACAGGAACCUCCAGAUAUGUAUGGAGAUAUUAGAAGCCUUGUGUGAUGGUAGCCUAGGAGACUGUAAAGAAGCUGCUGAAGUUUAUAGAGCAAAUUGUCAUAAGCUUUUCCCUUAUGCUUUGGCUUUCAUGCCUCCUGGAUAUGAAGAGGAUAUGAAGAUCACAGUUAAUGGAGAUAGUUCUGCAGAAACUGAAGAACUGGCCAAUGAAAUUUGAACAUCAUAAAACAAGCAAAUGGAAUGACUUUGGACCAUAUCUAGUGUAUAAUAUUUUUGUCACGCACCUGCUGCAUUGCUCUAACUUACACAGAAUGAGAAGAGUACAUGUUCUUGCCUUCAAAUAGUGUUUUACGUUUUUUAUCCUGCUGAAAAAGUAUAUAUAAAAUAUCUAACAUACUACAGGAUAUAGGUUCAGUUUCUUAAGAAAUUAAAAGCUGCUAAAAUUGAGGGGAUAAAAAAGAUACCUUAUUCUAUUCCUACCUACCCACCCAUGUUUUUAAACUAAUUUAUAUAAACUCUGGAGGCUGUUACAGCUAACAAAGCAGGUGUGUGGCAGAAAUAUUACUUUAAAUUUGUCUUGUGAGAUUUUACUAUAUCUCAGACAGCAGAAAUGCUGUUUUAGCACUGGAUUCUUUCACUGAGCACAAAGAGUUGUUGGGGCUUUAGCAUCUGACUGAUUUUGUUACGGGGUUGAAUCUGACCAUAGGAAGUAUGCAAUGUGAAUCACUAUUUACAGAGAAACUACAACAGAUGUUUGAUGUUGUAGAAGCUGGGAUGUAGAGAUACCAAGCAGAAUUAUGAGACCUAGAGGGUGUUCAGUAUGCUUGUUGUGUUUCCAAAAUUCACUGUACAUGAUCAGUUUGGUGUUCUUGUACCACAGUUUUUAACUGAAGGAACCAGUUGGAACAAUCUCAAUUUUAACUGAAACUUGAAGAACUAAAAUAACAAUGCAGGCCUUUCAGCAUUGUUUUGGCCAAACUUGUUAAAACUGUAAUGCAAGAACCAAAUGCACUGUGAUGUGGCACCAACUAAUUAGCAAGCAUGAAUUUUUUCACCCAAGAGUGAAAAAAGAAAAUCUACCAUGGCUUGAAGUUAAAGAGCAGAACUCCUGACUACCAUUCUGACUGAUCAAGAGACUAAUAGAUAAAAACCUCAGCAGGCCUUGUUCACGAUAUGCAGAAAAAAGUGCUGCAGUUUAGAUACCUCUGGAAUUUUUCCACAGUGUCACAGGUUUGUAAUACUUGAAGCCCUACAUUUCUAAGAAUAUAUUUCUUGCUCAGUUGUUUCAGGCAAGCCCAAGACUUUGUAAUUUUUAAAGGGCCCAAGAUUUUUUUUUUUUCAAUAACAGACCAGCUUCUUUUUCCUGCAGUUACAGAUGUAAUUUCCUUUUUGUUGUCAAACACAAGGUACCAAAUAUGAUGCAAUAAAUUGUUUUGAAAAACAACUGUGUGAAUAUUUCAGCUAAUCUUUGUUGGGCUUCUGUGAAAAUACACAGGUGGAAACAGAGGUGCAGAGCCAGAGGCAGUGUAUUGUGCUGUCAGGCUAGUUCAGGUGGGAAGUUUUAGAAUGGGCUAAAUGCUGGUGUCAGGGAAAUUCCAUAAUGCAAGUGUAGUGGUCCUGUGUUAAGAUUUUAUUGAGGGCUAGGGUGGCAGCAGGCAUUAUGAAUGUAAUUUUUAACUCAUAAUUUGAAAGGAAAUCUGAAAACUGCUAUUUUGAGAAAAUGAGCCUUGAAAUGCUAAACCUAUACACUGAGAACUAGCCUCAGGCUCACUAUUCUCAUUGCAUUUGCAAGAUCUGGACAAGAUGAAGUAAAAUGAAUGAAUUGUAUUUAUAAUUGACUUUUCUGUGGUACUUUUAGUUUAUAGAAAGUAUAUUCUAAAGGGAAUUUUCAGGAGACUUGUUCCUUUUACUGACUGAACUGUUGUGCUAAACGCAGCCUUUUAUAGUACGUGACCUGCAUUCCACAUCCCGGUCUAACAAUCUAGUGACAUUAAGACAAGUACAAGUUGAACUCCAGUACUGUGUUAGGUUUUAUUAACUGGCCCUGUCUCAGGAACACCUUAACAGAUGGCAAAAACAAACCCUUUUUCAGCUUCUCCUAUGAGUGGCUACUGAAGUGCUUACUCUUGGGACAGAACACUAGUGCUACCUCUGCCGCUACAGAGGUGUUUGGAGGAGGCACCAGCCAUAUAUACUAGGGGAUGUAUGUGUGGGUUAUGUUUAAACUCUACUGUAUAUUGAAAUGAAAUUCAUAUAUUUGUCUUGACGAUGUUCAAACUAUGUAGAUUGUCUUAGAAUGAAUAUUCAUUCUCAACUCGCAGAUUCCACCUUAAGGAACUUAAAUUCCUAACAUGUAUAUUGUAUUCCAACCCAGUUUUACUGGAAUUAUUGAAUAAAUAUUUUAUUUUCUUUCAGGUUUACUUGAUAGUGGAUACAUUGUCUGGUGUCAGAGGACCUUGACAGGGUUCAUUUUAUGUCCAGACAUCACCCUUAAGACAUUGUACUGUACUUUCGUGCUCUGAGUAGUAUCAACUGGAUGGAUCAUCUCACAUUUGCCUCAUUCACUCUUUUAAUUCCAAAUGAUGCUGUGGGGGAAAAACAGGGUUAGAAAAACAAGUGGAAAAAAAAAUGCAGUGCUGUUGUAUUCUUAACAAGUGCCUUAUGUUUAUUGCUAAGAACUGGUGUUAUCAACCCUUUUGAAGAAAGGGUCCCUUGACCUGUAUUAACAUAGGAAAGUAAAGUUAUUUUUGUUUUUCUUUAUAUUUACUACUCUUGUCAUUUCUCAUUUAAAAAUUAAAAUCUGAGGUUAGUGUACUCAAUUAGAUAGUUGAGUCAUUUUCAACAUUUGUAUUUAUUAUGCAUAAGAACAAAGCGUGACCUAUAAUAGUAUGACUAACAGUAGUCCCAACAUAGUGAAUAGCUUUUCUGGGGUCUUAUCAGGCCCUUGUUUUUCACAGUGUUGCUUGUACUCCAUGGUGUGUUGCUGUUAAGAGCUGUGAUUGUAAAAGAGGCCAGGGAAGUGUGGUCUACAUUCAGGUAGGUGGUGAUAAAUUCAGGAAAGUUUCUCUCCUGCACAAUUUCUAGGAGUAUUUCAGUUGCCAUAUGUAGCGUGUUUGGAAAAAAAAGGUAAAAAGUGAACUUUUAGUUUUUCUUAGAUACGUGUGUGCUUGUCUUAGUAUUUACCAGCCUUAAAUUUAGAAAUUAAGAAUUCAGAGAAAGACUGACCUUUCAGAUAGAAGGUAGUCUUCCUGUUCUAGUUUAUGCUCCACCUCUUUACAGGCAAGGUUUCUUGAUAAUAUUCUGCUAUUGUCUGAACUUUGCCCAAUCCACUACCAAACCUAAAUUAAAAACAAAGUCCCAUGAAAUGGCUAUGUUGCACCAUAAGGAGCUGAAACCUUAAGUUUUGUUCCAGUUUUAAUGGUUCGAAAUCUUACAACUUUUAGCAAUAAAAUGUUUUUGGAAAAGGUAUUCUUUAUUGAAUUGCACUUUCAUCUUUCUAAUAUGUGACCCACAAGAUGGAUGUUGUAUUGGUAACAUACAGUAUGUUUUGGAGAAGAGAAUACAUACCGUAGGUUAUACAGCCUAUUGAACACUGCUGGUAUGUUGUAAAAAUGCACAGAAGGAAAGGGAGCAGUAUGUUGUUGGAAAGAGGGUCUAAAGGUUUCCAGCCUCUUGGUUUAUCCAGUUGCCUUUGAAGCAAUGCCAUUUUGGGAUUAUAGGAAGAAAAAAUUGGUACUUUUUAAAUUUGAAAUUUUACUAAAUUGUCAACUAUAGGCAAGCUUGGGAACUUAAUCUUCAGUGCUUUUUCUGGAGUUCUAUGUGCCAAAAAGAGAAUAUAGACCUUCAAGGCCACUUACAGCAAAAAUGAAGUUGAUACUUGGCAGUCUAACAAGACUGUAAUAUAGUUCUUAACAUGUCAAAAAUAUAAGGCCUUUUUGUGUAUUUUAAGGGACUACUAUUUCAUACCAGUGGUACAAUUCUUGCUAACUGAAAAAAAAAACUGAUGGUGAGAAAUAUAUAAUGGAAAUUUUCCUACCUGUAUUACAAGAUUUUUGCUGUUAGUAAAUCUUGAACUUGGCUUCAGUAAGUACAAAUUAUCUUCUCGUUUAGAAACAAGAGUAAAGAGAUACUUGGAGUAUGUUGUGGAUCCCAUGGCUUGCUUUCAGCUAAUUACAUUUGCCUUCUAUAGCUUAGUUACUGUGCAUUGUUUAACAAACAAAGCCUCUUCUGUUUAGCAUUCUAUGAGUAUCUUUCCAAUCUGUCUUAGUUUCCUAACAUUGGGCUUUUUAAAAAUAAACUUGUCACUUGUUUACUUUGA